AACAGUUUAAUUAUUCAGAUGUCGUUAAGGGCUCGAGUACAGAGACAGUCAUUAUUGAGCCAAAAACUAAACAAAACAGCGAUAUGACAUUCACUGAGGUAAAAAAUAAAGUAAAAAUAGGUAAACUGGGAGUUGGUGGAGACAAAUUAAAAAAAACUCAAGCGGGAAAAGUAGUGAUUGGGUGUACAGGGAAAAAACAUUGUGAGAAAUUGGCCAGUGAACUUAAAAAAAAUAUGGGUCAAAACUAUAAUAUUAGAUUAACUGAUAAAAAGUCACCAAAAAUAAAAAUCAUUGAUAUAGAUAUUGACACAAAGGAAAAUAAUGAGGAAAGUGAAAUUAUCGAAAUGAUUAAAAAGCAAAAUGGAAUAGAGAAAAAUGGAUCCACAAAAAUGAUAAUAAAAAAAAAAUUGAUGGGAAAAAAUAAAAAUGGAAUUAUUAUUAUGGAAGUAGAUCCAGAUACUCACAAGUAUUUAUUAGAGAAAAUCAAAAUUAAGCUGGAUUGGAGUUUAUGCCGCGUAUUUGAUUGUGUCAGUGUUCUACGAUGCUAUAAAUGUUGGAGAUUUAAUCAUUUUGCCAAGGAUUGUAAAAAUGAAUCUAAAUGUCGUAAAUGUUCUGGUAACCACUUGGAGAAAGACUGUCAAGAAGAAAUAAUAAAGUGUGUUAAUUAUGUGAAAAUGAUAAAGGAUUUUAAGUUAGACGGAAUAAAAACAGAUCACUGCGCAAACGAUCUUGAGUGUGAGUGUUACAAAAGAGCAGUAAACAGAGCACAAAAAAAUAUUAACUAUAAAUAUUAACAAUUACUUCAAAACGAGGAUCAAAUAACAAUUAAUAAAAGGUCUUUUGUGAUUGUAGCAUUAAAUAUUAAUGGUUUAAUGAGACAUAAAGACAUUUUUGAAAACUGGAUAUGUAAUGUUAAGCCUGACUUAAUUUGUCUGACAGAAACUCAUACUGCUUCAGAUGUACUUGAUCAUGAAAUCAGUAUUAAUAAUUAUCGACAUGUGCGCACGAACACUGAAAACAAUCGUACAGGUGGUGUAAUUACGUACAUUAAUAAUAAUUUUAAAUUUAAGGUAUUGCUCAAUAGUUCUGAGAUCUGUGAUAUAACUUGGAUAAAUAUGGUGCAAAUUGGUGGGAGUGAUGGUUUUAUCAUUGCUAAUGUAUAUAGAUCACCUAAUAGUCGAGUAAGUAAGUU
This is a messenger RNA of Cotesia glomerata, 1192 nucleotides long. RefSeq lists its product as uncharacterized. Gene Ontology annotation, molecular function: nucleic acid binding; zinc ion binding. The transcript has a single exon. Bases 84 to 794 code for a protein of 236 amino acids. NCBI's taxonomy places the organism in Eukaryota, Metazoa, Arthropoda, Insecta, Hymenoptera, Braconidae. The record is from RefSeq and is a predicted model, not a curated record.